Molecule: messenger RNA, 2436 nt
Organism: Miscanthus lutarioriparius
Lineage: Eukaryota; Viridiplantae; Streptophyta; Magnoliopsida; Poales; Poaceae
Source: the annotation of a GenBank genome assembly
AUGUGCUCCACUGGAGUCCUACUAGCUCGCGCAUGUGCUGUGCUCAUGUGUUUGGCCGUCGUGGCGCGAGCACCGCCGGCCAAGGUCCAUGCCAUGGGGACAGGGAAUGGGCACCUUGGUAUCCCUACCAAUGCCUCCCUGGCGCACUGUCCCUCCUACUGUGGGGAUGUCAAAAUCUCGUACCCCUUUGGGAUAGGGCCGGGCUGCUUCCGGCAAGGCUUCGAGCUCACCUGCGACAGCACAACUGGUUCUCCCAGGCUCAUCUUCCAGCUGGGAAACAACUCGACUCAGGUGACUUCUAUAGAUGUCGGCAGCAAUUAUGUUUGGGCUUCUGCUGUUGGGUACAAUAUCACCAUGGGCUUAGGUGUGGACACCUACACUCAAUCCUGGGAGGCCCCUACUGGUGUUGUUAUCGAUUCUAUGAACAGUAUAUAUGUAGUUGGAUGUGGUGUCGACAUCUACAUGUUCGGUGAUAAUACGACAGAUCUCAUUGGUUCUUGCAUGAGUAUUUGCCCAGAUAAUAGAGAGAUCAUGGAGAGGGCAAACAUGGGCUACGGUGCCUGUGAAGGGUUUGGCUGCUGCGCCAUCUGGUCAUCAUUAGCGGGCCGGCAAGCAAUUACUCUCAAGCUUGGCCGCCGCAAUAGUACGAUUGCACUGUUAGAUGAGGCGCGCUCUAGUAUCAAGGUCAUCUUUUCGGAAUACUAUCACUUCGUUAUAGGUGAUCUUUAUGCAAGUUGGGUGAAUACAAGCAAUGUUCGAGGUAUGUUACUUGACAUUGCAAUCACGGACCGACCAAGCUGCGCAAGUGCCCAAUCCCAAGAGAACAACGAUACCUAUGCAUGUAAUAGUGAAAGCAUCUGCAGGGAUCUACCAGUAUCUCGAGGAGGCUACAAUUGCUUCUGCCCUGGUCAAAUGGAAGGCAACCCCUAUGUUGUAGCUGGCUGCAUAGAUUACAAUCCAAAGGCACCCAAUGACAACUGUACGAGAUUAUGUGGAAACAUAACCAUUCCAUUUCCUUUUGGGAUUGAAGAAGGCUGUUUCGCAAAUGAUAACCUACGACUCAACUGCACAAGUAACAACACUACUAUUCUAGAUCGAGGGUACGCACAAUAUCGUGUGACCAAUUUAUCACUCGAUGAUGGGCUUAUGACGGUUACAAACAUGCUGAAUGACACAAGCUCCAACAAUAUGGAGAGAGUAGUCAUCACUGACUAUGAUGGUCAAUAUCAAAGUUUCUAUCCAACUUACGAGGAGGUUGUGGAUGAUAAUUUUGAUUUCUCUCAGGAGUUUGUAAUAUUGAUGAGUGCGCUAUUCCAAACAAAUGCAAUGGAAUAUGCCACAACUUUGAUGGAGGCUUCAAUUGUACAAGUUGCCGUCAUUGGAAAGACAAUUGAUAUCACUAAACGCAUAAAUAUCAGUGAGAGGAUGAUUAUUACCUUGAGGGACAUAGAGAAAGCUACACACAAUUUUGAUAGAGAUCAUGUGAUUGGUGGGGGAGGGCAUGGAGUAGUGUUUAAAGGAAUUCUGGAUCAACAUGUUGUGGCAAUCAAGAAAUCAAAGAUUGUGGUACAAAGGGAAAUAGAUGAAUUCAUAAAUGAAGUUGUGGUUCUUUCUCAAGUGAACCACAGAAAUGUGGUUAAGCUCUUAGGAUGUUGUCUUGAGACAGCAGUUCCACUCCUAAUUUAUGAGUUCAUUUCAAAUGGAACCCUUUAUCAUCAUCUUCAUGUUGAGGAAGCAAUAUCAUUAACAUGGGCGGACCGAUUAAGAAUUGCACUUGAAGUUGCUAGAGCACUGUCCUACCUACAUUCAUCUGCUUCAAUGCCAAUAUUUCAUAGAGAUAUUAAAACCGCCAACAUACUUCUUGAUGACAGUUUAGUUGCAAAGGUAUCGGACUUUGGUGCUUCAAGGUACAUCACAAUUGAUCAAACCGGAGUGACUACAGCCAUUCAAGGAACAAUUGGUUACUUAGACCCCAUGUAUUACAGUACGGGUCGGCUAACCGACAAGAGUGAUGUUUUUAGUUUUGGUGUUGUUCUUAUAGAAUUGCUCACUAGAAAGAAACCUUUUCUCUACUGCUCUGACAAUGGUGAUGGCAUUGUUUCACAUUUUGCCUCACGACUUAUAGAAGACAAACUGGUUGACAUAAUAGAUCCUCAAGUCAUGGAGGAAGAAGAUGGAGAGAUCAUAGAAGUAGCCACACUUGCAACAUUAUGUACCAAAUUAAAGGGAGAAGAUCGGCCUACAAUGAGAGAAGUGGAGAUGACACUUGAGAAUUUACUUUUUAAGAAGAAGCAUCCCCCUUGUAAUACAUCAUCAAGGAGAUAUGGUCAGAAUAAAAAUAGCUACAAACCAAUGACUGAGCAGAUUACCAAUGAAGCAAGCAGACAAUACACUAUGGAAGAGGAAAUCUUGUUGUCGGCGACAUAUGCCAGGUGA